Molecule: messenger RNA, 1089 nt
Organism: Opisthocomus hoazin
Lineage: Eukaryota; Metazoa; Chordata; Aves; Opisthocomiformes; Opisthocomidae
Source: RefSeq, a predicted model, not a curated record
AUGUGCAACAUCCGACAAGGACUGGAUGGGCAAAGCUAUGGCCCCUCGGGACUCCAGGCUGGGACGCGUCAGCUCCGCGGUGACCUUGUCCUCCUGCCCGCCGUGGUGGGGAUGCUUCUCCUCUGCGCGAGCGCUGGCCUGGCAGUGCCCACUGCCAGCUCCCGGAGCGGUGAGUACGGGGUGGGGUUCCCCACAGACUGUAGUCAUCUCUGCAAGAACAGCCCCAGCGGGGUGUACGUCAUCCAGCCGGCGCUCCCCCCGCACGUGGUGUGGUGUGACUUGGACACCGAGGGCAAGGGCUGGACUGUUGUCCAGAGAAACUCUCACGACACUGAGCUCACGUGGAGGCAAUCCUGGACCACCUACAAGUACGGCUUCGGGAACGUGCAGGGUGAUCACUGGCUGGGCACCGAGUACCUGCACCUGCUGAUGCAGCAGGGCACCUACAAGGUCCACUUCAUCGUGCGGAAUAAAGCCAACAUCACCCAUUAUGCUGAGUACGACAUCUUCAGAGUGGAGAGCGAGGCCAGCGGGUACCCACUGAGGCUGGGCUGGUUUUCUGGUGAUGGGGAUGACUACCUGACCAGCUGUCACCCCAAGAAGGGGGGCAUCCAUGACAACAUGAAGUUCAGCAUGACCGACAAGGACCAGGACCAGUACAGUGGGAACUGCGCCAACAGCUACGGGGGCUGGUGGUACGACAAAUGCCAGAACGUCCUGCUCAAUGCCAAGAAGCACAUCCUGUGGCCAGGAUUCUGCGAUAAGGCGACUGUGCAUCCUCCCUCAUCCUGGUCAAACCCACAGACGUGUGCUGAACGUGCCGCAGCGCCCAGCCUCCUGGGAGCUUGGGGCAGUGCCACCUUCCCCAGCUCCGUGCCCCAUUCCCGUGCCUGCCAACAGCCCCGUGCCAGUCCUGGUGCACGUCCUGUGCUGCCCGCAGGUCCCACGCCGUCAUCAGCUGAAGCACAGCGGCUCUGGGCUCAGGAGCAAUGGCCUGGAGCCCCGGGCAGACAGGCAGCUUUGACCAGUGCCGUGGUGCUGGCCGGCACUGGGACACAGGCACUGUGCUUGCUCUUGGCCAAGUGGUAG